Exophiala dermatitidis NIH/UT8656 is the source of this 4650-nucleotide messenger RNA. RefSeq lists its product as uncharacterized. The transcript has a single exon. The coding region runs from base 334 to 4470 and encodes 1378 amino acids. NCBI's taxonomy places the organism in Eukaryota, Fungi, Ascomycota, Eurotiomycetes, Chaetothyriales, Herpotrichiellaceae. The record is from RefSeq and is a predicted model, not a curated record.
CGUCGCGCCUGCAGAUGACUUACUAAACUGGAGCGCGUCAUCCUUGGCACUUAACGCUCUUACUCCGCCAAUCUCGGAGUCCGUGUAACGUGAACAUCGUCAGGUUGAGGACGAGAGAUUCUUUAGAUCUUUCUACUUUUGACUCGAGAGAACUCAAUUUCAGUUACAUUGAGGGACAUUAUCGAUCGACUGCGCAUAAGCACAGUCUUAAUUUAGUCUCAUUUACUUUAUCGCCGAGUCUCUAUCCAGCUGCAGCAAAAGUUGCGGAACUUCAUAGUCUAUUGAGGGAAUGCACCGACCGAUCGACCUUCGUUCUCAGACCAAACGUUUACAAUGCGUCUCCGCCUCCUGAUCCAGCGCCAUGCGCUCCCGUCCGUACAAAUCGUCUACACCACCGGCACAGGACCGGCAUCUCAUACGAAAUCGCGAGAAAGCACCAUCGCCGACUUACUACACGACGUGAACGACUUGGUUCCGCUCGAAUCGGCCGACGGCGAAUGGGGCCUAGAGGACUACGUGGUGGAAGUUGUGCCGCCGACAGGAGAUAGAACAACAAAAGCCUACGAGUGUCUCCAUUAUCAGACUUGCGAAUCCGUCCUCCGUGAAGAUGACGAGGUGGUCAUACGUGCGUUGUCGUCGGAAGAGCUGAGGAUUCGAAGAUUAGGAGGCAGACAUCAGAUCGCGGGGGAUGGGAGACAUCUCAUUGAUGGCGUGGCGUUCGGGAAACAGUGGUUGAGAAAGGCUGCCCGGCCGGGAAUAGUGAUUCCGCCUCGCAAGAAGAGAAGACUGCUGACGGCCGAGGAGGGAGACGAAGAAGAUGAGGAGGACGAAAUCAGACGGAUCCUCCCUGCGGAUAAUAAUGCUUCCAGUGCUCUUGUUCGGUUCGACGAAGAUGAAGACGAGGACGAGGAGGAAGACGACGAAGAUUAUGUUGAUGAAGGGGACGAUGCUGACUCUGAUGUUGAUGCUGCUGAAUCACGUGAGAUCGCCGUCAGAGCGGAAUUUGAUGACGCAGACGCAGAUGCAGAUGCGGACCUGGACCCGGAGUCUUCUGCCACGAUGGAACGCUCACCCUCUGAGGCAGAGCUGCCGAAUGAAGAUCUAUCGAAUGAGAUCAAGAAGCUGCUGCAAGAUGCUGCCGAGAUCGAGCGAGCCGGAAACGCAUGGCUGGCAAACAAGCUAGUCCGCAAGCAGUUGAAGAGAAAGAGAAGUAUCGACGAUGAAGGCCAGGAACACGAACACGAAACUGUAACGUUUGAAGGCUUCUCUACCCCGGUCAGAGCCUCGAAGAAUACAGAUACAAACACUGAUGAAGAGGACGAUUCAGAGGCAGACUCUGACGCCGAGUCUGACGCAGACAGUGAUGCUGACAGUGAUGCCGACAGCAUGCUGCAGGAGAUUGCCCAUCAGCAAGCCGAGAAACGCGCCAAGAAUAUCGUGGAGGAAGACCAUGAGGAAGGCGAUGGCGAUGAGGAUGAUGAGUAUGAUGAUGAGGCCGCUGAAGAGGGACAAGAGGAUGAAGAUUCAUCAGAACAUAGCACCUCUUCUUACUCUGAGUCAACAUCGUCUGGGUCCGAACCGGAUCAACAUGGCGUGACGGAAGACCUUGCCGUGCAAGAGGCCAAGAAAAGGGUCUUGGAUUUAAUCCAAUCUUCAGAUAGAGAAUCUCCUGACGCCUCUGAGGAUAGCUCAUCGAGCUCCGAGGAUGAGUCAGAUGGUGAUGCCACAUCGAGCUCAGGUUCAGAACCGGGUUUGGAGUCGGACUCGGAAGACGAUAGUUCUAGCACUUCUUCUACGUCAGAGUCCGAGUCUGAAUCCGAUUCAGAAUCCGAGUCUAACUCAUCGACCGAGUCGAAGAAACAAGAAACGAAGCAGUCCACAUCUACUGGCAACACCUCUGACACAGCUAAGCCAGCAACAGAUGGCCGAGAAGGAUCUACAAAAACGGCAACCGUUCCACCGGGUGCGGGCACAGCAAGAACGCACAAUAACAACAACAGAAUCAAGAAGAGAAAAAGGUUGAAUCUCUUAAAACAGCAAGGUGUCUUGCCCAAGGAAGCUGAUUUUCGGGCGUUGGCUGCUUAUGAUGAAGCGCAAGCGAACAAAGGAAAGGAGUCGACCGAUAUGCAAAAUCAGGAAGGAUCUGCAACCGUAGAUAUUACAUCUGCUGGUAUCGAACAACCCAGGGGAAAUGAUGAAGCAGCAAGUGUUGACAACAAAACGAAGUCCGAAUCAGAAGCGGUUGAUCCGUCAAAGUCGACUUCGGAAGCUGUUGUGGCCCCAGUGCCGGAGGCUCGCGAGACGCGGCAAGCAGAGGCACAACCGGAUACGGAGCCUACCCCUAAAAGAGCCAAACUGGACCUGGCUAGCUCUCGAAGAAUGCUCUUCUCGUCUCUGGGACUGAGAACUCCCAAAACACCUGAAGCAGAACAGGCGUUGAGGGAGAAGUUGUCCAGACCGCUAAAGCAAGCCAAUAAUGCUGUGGCUGAGAGUGCUCUGCCUUCUCCUGCAGGCGCACCCUCGAACCAGGAGGAUGAGUCCUGGAAGGACAAGCUCGUUAUCAUGGCAGUCGAGUGCGAGGGCGCCGGGGGCGUUUUGCCUCCGCCGCCGUUCCCUUUCGAACAGGGCUGGACGAGGACUUCAAGUGCCAAGAGCAAGCGCCGCGCUCGGGACGAAGCUCAAUACUAUGGAGAGGGAGUUGGUCAAGAGCAAGGCCAACAGGAAGAUGCUUUCGCCCCCGACGCGUCGAUGCUGGCUUCGGGCAAAGGCAUGCCAUCAGACGCAGUGGUUACCUCCCAGUCUGCAGCAGACGGGAAUGAGAAUUCGGAUGAAUUUGAUAUGCCGAUGCCAGCUGACAUCGAGAACCUGCCUGAUCUCGACGAAGCCAACAUCUUGCCAGGAGCGGUGAUCGCCUACAAAGAAUUGCAUGUUGAUGCCUCCACCAAUUACCAACCUGAGGUCUCUUCCUACCGACUGGGACGUGUUUCCAUGAUGGAUGCAGAUGGUACCGUCCAUCUAACGCUGGCCAAAAGCUCGCUUGAGUCUACAUCGAAACCAAUGUACGACGAGGAAACUGGGGAGCGAAUCUACGGCAAGUUUGAUAUACCGACAGAAGACGCCGAGGAGUCUGAUGAUGGUACCCGUGAGAUAGCGUUUUCCGCCAUGAUUUCGCCGAAACUUGUGGAAAAAUCCCUGGUGGAGGUGGCUGAGAGCUCUCAUGGAAAGGGUGGAGAUGCCCCGGCUUCGCUCGCUGAGGAGCAAUACACUGCCAUUCCUGAGACCCUUGAACAAUCGAAGCAUACGACGACCUCGGACAAUCCCAACAUAUCUGUAGGGGACAUUGCAACUCCACGCAGACAGGAAAUCGCAAACAUCAUAAAGGAAGCUGGAUUCAAUUCCGCCCUGGACGAGAAAGUUCUGCAGCCUAUCAGAAACCCAUCGGACCAAGAUGUUCAGCAUCAGACGGCCGUCAGCUUGCAAACUAGGUCUCAGCAAGAGCAUCAUCUUAGACCUCCAAGAAGGUCCCCGCGCAUCAGCCCGUCGCAUUCUAAUCAUGCGGCCUCUCCCGAGCUGGGUGUCAAUGAGGAUGUGCCUGGUGGCCCUCAAGCCCAACUAGAGUCCGAAUUGGCUCAGUCCUCAUCUCCCACCCAAGAAACAGUUGAAUACCCUCAUAUCUCGCAGAUCGAACUAGGUUCAUCUGUUCAUAACCUGACUACCAACAGCAGCUCACACCAGGAUGCACAAAAGAUCUCCCCAGCCCCUGCGGUUGAGCUGUCCUUUACGAUUUCCGAACAGCAGGAUCCUGGUAACGAGGCAGACGAUGAACAGACCGGCCUGCAGCAAGACUCAAUGGAGGCAUUCGAUUCUGGAAUUCCGCAGUCUCGGUCACAAUCUGCCCCGAGAGAAUCUCCGGAAGCAGGGGCUGAACGGAACGAAUCCUCUGUUGUGCAAGAUUCUUUUUCAGGUCCUGGCUCCGCUGGUCACGAUUCUUCGUACCAUGAUGACGAUGACGAGGCUGGCAGUGACAAUGACAGUGACGAGCUACCCUCCCUGCAGGAGAUUGCUUCGGGUCGCAGUCUGAGCCAACGCAUCACCACACGCUCGAGCAAAUUGUCGGCACCGUCAGGCAAGAGAUCUCUGCGUCAGUUGAAGAAUGAACGCCAGUCAACUCCUCCAAGCAGUCCUGAUCUGCCACCUUCGAGCCAGCCCAUUAUCAAAAUGUCUCAGAGUCAGCAGGAACGACGUCUUUCACAGAUUCCUGCUGGGUCUCAAGUUGUCGACUUGACCUUUUCGAGUAGUCCUGGGAAGGUAGAUGAUGGGGAUGGUGAUGCAGCGGAUUCUACUUAUAGUGAAGGGAAGGGCUCGUCUGCUCGCCACACGAAGAAAUCAGGUUCCAAGGCGAUGAAGCAGGAUGCCGGACUGGGGAAGCGGAGGCUGCUUAUUUCUAAGAAGGCGAGACAGUAUUACUAGUGAUGCUGGUAGUGAGUGAGCCAGAGCACAGGUGCAUUGUGUAUUUUGUACGAAGGGGAGGCAACUUGACCCUGCAGUAUUAUUUAGUGCUUUCAUACACAAUUGUAAUUAAUCCUGAUACUGGAAUCACAAUUCAGAUGACAAUUGAUAUGGUUUGGUAAAAGUUCGGGUGAAUCCAAC